Mesocricetus auratus (golden hamster) is the source of this 5508-nucleotide messenger RNA. RefSeq names its product transcription factor AP-2 beta (gene Tfap2b). The transcript is spliced from 8 exons. The record is from RefSeq and is a predicted model, not a curated record. Gene Ontology annotation, molecular function: RNA polymerase II transcription regulatory region sequence-specific DNA binding; DNA-binding transcription factor activity, RNA polymerase II-specific. Gene Ontology annotation, cellular component: nucleus. Bases 1106 to 2452 code for a protein of 448 amino acids. NCBI's taxonomy places the organism in Eukaryota, Metazoa, Chordata, Mammalia, Rodentia, Cricetidae. Gene Ontology annotation, biological process: regulation of transcription by RNA polymerase II; anatomical structure development; regulation of cell population proliferation.
UGGAAGGAGCGAGUCUACUUCAGUCUGGGCUACGGUUGAAGUUUAACAGAAAUGGCAGUUAAGCCAGUUGAACGGGUUCCUGAAACAUCCCAAAAGAUUUUCUGUUGCCCCUGGCUUUGCCUGAAAAGGAUAGCUUUAGUGUACUUGAAGACCGAGUUCAUCUAUUUUAAACCUCAGUAAAAAUGGCAGGCUGUAAGCACUAAAGAGGAAAAGGCAGCACUAUGUUAAAAAACAAAACAGAUAGAUAGAUAGAUCUUCUGCAUGCAAAAAAAAAAAGUCUGUAUGUGUAGCGCCCAGUAAACAAGCAGGCCCACCCAUUUAUUUUUCUCUCCCCUCCAGAGGAACAGGCAGUGUCUCUCUAGUUUGGGUUUUAAUCUGUACACCAAGCAUUCCGGGCUACAACCUGCUCCCUGUUGGGAAAGUCUCCCUCCAUGUGCAAGAACACCUACAUUACCUGGGACCCCCCCCCAGCACUGCUCCCCCACACUGCCGAAUCCACAGAGCAGAGGCUGCCUGGCGAGAGCGAGAGCGUCCCAGCUCAGUUAAUUGAAGUUCUGCCUCUUUCCUGCUAAACUUUUCCCCCAGUCUGCCUCCGCCAGCCCCCUGGUCUGAUUACAUCUAGUAAUUCUCCACUGAAUGAACGUCAUUUACAAUAGUGGAGGAGCUCUGAGCUCGCUGCUGCUUCACGCUCCAUUUGUCCUCCAUUCUCCCUUUAAAGUACUCGUGUAAUAUUAAUAGUCAUGAAUAUCAAUUAUUAUGAGGCGGUGUAGGCAAGCGGAGGGAGGAAGGGGCGCCCGAGCAGUCUGAGCCCAGCUUCGGGUGGAAGAGGACUGUUUCUGGGGCCCCAAAGAACCGGCAGAAGAAAAAGAGGCCAAAAAAAAAAAAAAAAAAAAAAGACGGUGAGAGACAGAUGAUCAGUGCUGCUUGUCUGUGACAGGCACCUCCAAUCUUCUUGGAGGGGGAUUUUUCUUUUUCUUUUUUUGAUGGCUUGUGCUGGGAAUAUCUCAAGCUCGGCUCCUGUGUCCAGCUUGCUUCUCUGCUGGACUUUUUGAUUUUUGAAAAUUCAUUGUUUGAUUUUGAGCAGUAACCAGGCUUUUUUUUCCAGAUGUUAGUCCACACCUAUUCAUCCAUGGACCGGCACGAUGGCGUCCCAAGCCAUAGCUCGAGACUCUCUCAACUGGGCUCUGUGUCCCAAGGACCCUACUCGAGUGCCCCGCCGUUGUCCCACACACCAUCAUCGGACUUCCAGCCACCCUACUUCCCGCCCCCCUAUCAGCCGCUACCCUACCACCAGAGUCAAGACCCCUACUCUCACGUCAACGACCCCUAUUCCCUGAACCCUCUGCAUCAGCCCCAGCAGCACCCCUGGGGUCAACGACAGCGCCAAGAAGUAGGUUCAGAAGCCGGCUCUCUCCUGCCCCAGCCCAGGGCGGCCUUGCCCCAGCUCUCGGGCCUUGACCCGCGAAGGGACUACCACUCUGUGCGCCGGCCAGACGUGUUACUACAUUCGGCACACCACGGCCUGGACGCCGGCAUGGGCGACAGCCUUUCGUUGCACGGUCUUGGACAUCCCGGCAUGGAAGAUGUGCAGUCAGUUGAAGAUGCCAAUAACAGCGGCAUGAACCUAUUGGACCAGUCAGUCAUUAAAAAAGUUCCUGUCCCUCCCAAAUCUGUGACUUCUCUAAUGAUGAAUAAAGAUGGCUUCUUGGGAGGAAUGUCAGUCAACACCGGCGAGGUAUUUUGCUCAGUCCCAGGCCGUUUAUCUCUACUCAGUUCAACUUCAAAAUACAAAGUGACUGUGGGAGAAGUUCAGAGACGGCUCUCGCCCCCUGAAUGCCUCAAUGCGUCUCUCCUUGGCGGCGUCCUCAGAAGAGCCAAAUCGAAAAAUGGGGGGAGAUCCUUGAGAGAAAGGCUAGAAAAAAUCGGUUUGAAUUUACCCGCGGGCAGGCGCAAAGCAGCAAAUGUCACCUUACUCACCUCCCUGGUGGAAGGGGAAGCUGUUCACUUAGCUCGGGAUUUUGGGUAUAUUUGCGAAACAGAGUUUCCUGCUAAAGCUGUGUCCGAGUACCUGAACAGACAACACACAGACCCCAGUGACCUGCACUCCAGAAAAAAUAUGCUGCUGGCCACCAAGCAACUUUGUAAAGAAUUUACGGAUCUGCUGGCGCAGGACCGGACGCCGAUCGGGAACAGCCGGCCCAGCCCCAUUCUGGAGCCCGGCAUCCAAAGCUGCCUCACGCACUUCAGUCUCAUCACGCACGGCUUCGGCGCCCCGGCCAUUUGCGCUGCGCUCACGGCCCUGCAGAACUAUCUCACCGAGGCGCUCAAAGGCAUGGACAAGAUGUUCUUGAACAACACCACUAACAGGCACACGUCUGGGGAAGGCCCAGCUUUACCCGCAUGGUUUAUGAGCUUCUUCAAAGAAGACUCGGGCUUCCUACACAAUCUAUAAGGUACUGAGAAAAAAAAAUCCGGUCCUUUUAAAGUCAAAGCCUGUGUGUCAGAAUUCGGCAGGGUCACCUCUUUAAAGAAGCUCAAAGGGAAUCAUUUAGGAAGUGGCCAGUGUCUUGGGGGUGGAGGGGACAGCUUUGAAUUUCUUGCUUACACACAUCACCACGGAAAUUCCCGCAGGGGUGGGGCACUGCACAAUGCCUUUUAAGGGAGUAAGGCUUCCUGGGAACCUAUAUUUUAACAGCAUUGUCUUCACUGAAAAAUGAACUCCAUUUUCUUGCUCUUUGGGGACCGUUGCUCCAAUGCAGACAGAAGCAGCAUUGCCAAUGUUAAUUGGGAAAGGCAGUCUACAAACCACCGUGAGCUUCAUGAAUGAAGCCGGUUCCCAUCUCAGAACACACCUAUUUUGGCACAAAAAAUGGUUAGCUCCACCACCACCACCUCCACCAGCACCUCCAUCACCACCACCAAGCAAAGUCAAAAGGGCUUGUCUUUCAGCUUUGAAUUCCUGUCUGCAUGUACUGGGGAAUAUUCCCAGUGGAUGAGGUUCCAUGUGUUUGAUGCAACCCACUUCUCUCCCUCUAGCUUCUUACUCAUACUCUUAUCUUAGCCUUACCACGAGAUAAGUCCUGCACCUUUAGCCAGAGCAGUGAGAUCUGAGUAUGUGCUUCCUGAGAUAGAUACACCCCUUUAGUGUGGGUACACUUGUUUCUUUUCAACAAGCUGGGCCGGAUUUUUGCAAAGUCCAUUGGGAUACAAUUUCAGGUGCCUUCUGUGGUUUACAGAUAGCUAACUUCCAUCACCCCAAAUGAUCUAGACCCUCAGUUUCCCCAUCCUUCUCCAACACACCUUAAAGUAAGGGAAGGAGCUUAGUUUUAGGGACCCUGUGAGGGCUUUGCUCAGAGGGUUUUAUUUGAGGGAAAGGAAAGUCACACCCUGGGUUUUAGGUCACUGGAGGUUGUAAGCAACAAUUGAGAUCAGGCAACAAACACCCCAUCUCCCAUCUCUAGCUGCCUGAGUCCCGUUGGUUUCAGCAUAGAGCCCUAGACAAGCCAAAUGGAGUCCAACGAUGUGCACUAUAGACUCGCAUCUUUCCCCAGUUUAGAAGCCUGCCCCUUUUGUCCGAGGGCCUGAGGCCUGCAUUAGUUGAAUUCUGAUUGCACAAGGCCAGCAGAAAACACACUGAAAAACAUCGUCUCCUUUCCUUGCAGGGCAACGCGCCCCACGCGUGUGACAUCGAGAGACGCGAUGGAUGCGCCUUGCUCUUACUGUGCAGGCCCUGGGAACAUGUGGGCCACUGGAGCCCAGAGGUGUUGAGGACAUAGAUUCAGCAGCUGCUGGGGUCUGGAGCCACAUGGGCUCUUCCUGCUCUUGGUCUCACCCUAAGGGCUAAGGCAACUUAGAAAAUCCAGUUCCCGAGUAGGUAAAAGGGCCAUGCUCCACUGGCUGCUGGGGAGAAGGGGUCCCAAAGCUCUGUAAAGUUCUUUUCCGGCUAGCCUGCACUCCUGGCCCUACUCUCACAGACAUCGUGGCCUGGAAAUGUUCACGGAAUUUGAAACUUCCAAGUGUUCUUUUCUACCAGGAAGGAGACCUUUUCUCCCCUCACUCUCUUGAAGUAUGGGCAAACUGUGGUACUUGGGUAGGUAGGCUCCCUUAGAUGCCCUGCAGUCUGUAUGAGCUAAGGUCCGUCUCCCCUCGCCUCCGCCUCUGGGAGUGAGUCGGUUCUGCCUUUUUUUUUUUUUUUUUUCUUUUUCACGUCGGACCUCCAACCCCUUGCUUUCCUUAACCAGGCCAGCUACGUUUAUCUGAUAAUUGAGUUAUUAAAAGAUUUGGUUUCCUUGGGCUUAUAAAUCAAUAAACAGUAGGAUUAACACAAGAGUUUGCCUUUUAAGUCAAGGAAAAUGGUUAAGGCCAGACCCUUUGAGUUCUGUUUUCAAACCAAACAGGUGAUUUGCAGUCCCCUCCUCUUCCCCUGCACUCUCUAGACGUUUUAUGCCCCUACUAAGCCCUGGGGUCCCAAACUAAAACAGCUCAAGACUGAAGAGUAAGCCUGUGGCAGUCGAGUUCCCUGGAGGGUCUUCUAGCCCCUCUUAGGAAAUCCCGCCUUCUCCUACUUGCAUUCUGGGUUUCAUGGAGUUUGUUCCCAGGUGAGAAGGCCUUCUUUAGGGACCUUUAACUUCCACUGCAACUAGGAAGUAACUUUCUUCUCUCCGUUUCCCCGACUUACCUUGCAUUUUCUUCUAGCUUUCUCCACCCCCCACCACCCCAUAUAAAGAGCCCAAGAGGCUUUCAAAGAUCCGACUUUUGUUUUCAUUGGCCAAAGAAAUCACUUUCUCAUAGGCUAUUAUUUCAUAUCCUGUGAAAACUUUGGUCGAAUGGAAAAGCCCAUUCACUUUUAUCUACAAGUCCCUCACUUAUCUACAUACUUCUUCCAGUGGGUACAAGACCCACCCCUAGUUAGAGAAUUGAGUCAUCACACCUGAUAUCCUGUACUUGCAAUACAUUAUCAAAAGGAAAUGAUGACCUUAAGCCACCCAACCAAGCCUCAAGAGCUCCGACAGACAGUGUUUCCCUUCUUUGAUGGUGUGCAUUAAAUUAUUGGUGAAAGGAAAGAGAAGUAGUGAAAUUCGUUCAUUUUCUUCAAGGGAAAAACAAAACAACAGAGUGAACACCAUUCUUUAAAUGUCACAAUUGAUUCCCCCUUUGAGUUGGUCUCUAAUUCAAUUCACUAUCAUUGUUUUUACUACCCAGUCAAGAAAUACCAACUGCUUCUUCUUUAAGAGCACUCUGGAGGGUAUCCGUGUUAAGUUUGUAUAUAUUUAUUUAUGCUUAAUUUAAUGGGAAUGUGUAAAUAUGAUGAGCAAGUAGUUUGGGAUUAUUUAUCUGUGAAUCUAUACCUCUGUGAAUGGGUGGUUAAAAAAAAACCGCUUGACCCUAGGUAGAAUCCUAUCUGAAUUUUUCUGUUCUUUAUAGACAAGCUGUUAUGGUAUUGGGUAGAAAUUGGUUUAUUGUCCAGUGUUAAUCUGAUUUACAUAAAUAAAAAGAUUGUUGUGUUUU